CUUAGCCCAGUAGAAUAACAAGGACUGCGGUCCAAAAGAGACUGAAACUCAGUGUGAAACUACUUAAGACUAUAGCAACCGCUCAGUGGAGUGGAGCUUGAAGAUUUCAUUUUAUCUUUAUUUGUAUUUUUCUUAAACUUGUCAAAGGCUAAUCAUGGCAUUUCUGAUCUACCUGACUGUACUGACAACAGCCGUCAUCACACAGGUGACCGCUAGCUGCCCAGCAGUGUGUGAGUGCCCCGACGAGCCCCUGGUUUGCCCUCCGGGAGUUAGCAGCGUGCCAGACGGAUGUGGGUGCUGCAAGGUGUGCGCCUCGCAGCUCAACCAGGACUGCGGCCACAUGAGGCCUUGCGACCACCACAAAGGGCUGGAGUGUAAUUACGGCAACGAUGUGACCAUGGCCUGGGGCAUCUGUCGAGCAAAAUCAGAGGGACGAACGUGCGAGUACAACGGCAGGAUUUACCAGAACGGCGAGAGCUUCCGUGCCGGCUGUAAACACCAGUGUACCUGCAUCGAUGGCGCCGUCGGCUGUGCUCCUCUCUGCUCCAACAAGCUGCCGCAGGCCUCUCUAUCCUGCCCCUACCCACGGCUCGUCAGGAUACCCGGGCAGUGCUGCUUCAGUGUGGACUGCCAUAAGGGCACCUGGCGGCUCCCACCUAAGCAUCAGGUGCCUCCGCCGCAACAGCACCUGCCCAGACGUCAGCACCAUCCUGCCCCACACCAGCCUGACAACGAGCUGGCCAACGGGCUCGCAGACGCCAAGGCCAGCGGCUGGGAGAAUGAACAUGGCUACAAACACCUGCCUGUGUGGAACCAUCUGAAGGAGAAGAAGUGUCCCGUCCAGACCACUGACUGGUCCCAGUGCUCCAGCAGCUGUGGGAUGGGCGUUUCCUCUCGCAUCACCAACAAGAACCCCGAGUGCAAGCUGGAGAGAGAGACGAGGAUCUGCACCGUACGGCCGUGCCACGGCCUGACCGUCCCCGCCAAGAAAGGGAAGAAGUGCUCCCCGACCCAGAAGGCUCCGGAGCCCGUCCGCCUGUCCUAUGGAGAAUGCACAAGUGUCCGCCUUUACCGGCCCAACUACUGCGGCGUGUGCACGGACGGACGGUGCUGCUCGCCGCGGCGCACACGCACCGUACCCGUGACCUUCGUCUGCCUGGACGGCGAGCGUUUCCAGAGGUCGGCCAUGUUCAUCCAGUCGUGUAAAUGCAGCGACGACUGCGGCCACCUCAACGAAGUGGCCCUCCCUCCGCAGCAGUGGAUGUACGGAGACACACACCAGUUCAUAGACUAGUGCUGAAGAGGAUGUUUAAUUUUAUCUUAAUGUGAUGAGGUCAACUUUCUUGAUGAAGGAAGACACUUCAAGACUAGGGGCCAUUUUUUUUCUCUCAUCUGGCUCCAAAUGAGUGAAGACCACAGGCACCCAAAGGGCCGCCUCGGUUUUAUUCUCAAUCAUAAAGGCAACCCUUGAUUGUGAUAUUAUUGUGUGACCGGAGUGGAUUGUACACUUGCCCGCUCCUGUUCAAACAGACAUGGGACCUAAAUUAGAGCCCUGUAGCGUCCCUGGACCUCCUCCUCUCUGGACUGAUUGCUGGUUCAGGUGUGGAGGAUUUAUUUUUUUAUUUUUAGAGACCCUCAGAUCAGCCUGAGAGGAGAAACACUACAAGAGCAACAAAGCACUUUGUUUAGCACUGAAACUUAAGAACUAGAACUAUGACCGCAGUGCCCAAGGAUCACCUCACCUGCAACAAUAGCCUCACAUACUGUGACGGUGGAUGACUCCAUAUCCCACAAUGCACUGUGACUACUCAGCAACAAGCAAAAGAAUCUUUUGCAGCUUUAUGUAGAAAGAAAAUGUGGACUUAUAAAACCAGCACAGCAUGUUAUGAAUAUAAACAGACUGUGCCUUUUUUUGGCAUACUGACAUGACAAGCCAUUUAUAUUUACACACUGCAAUGAAUGACACUGUUCCUGUGUAAUUCAGACUGUUGAAAUGAUAAGGAACGCUAUCUGGACCUGACACGAGCGUUCAGCAAGGACUGGACCAACGCCAAUUGAUUUCUUGUUUGUGCAUUAAAUGCAGCUUAGAGAAAUGUCUUACACACACCUAUUUGAGAAUUUAUUUUGGAUCGCACUAUAUUCUGUAAAUAUAUUUUCUUUAUUUGGAUCCAAGUUUGUAUUAUUGUCACAUUUAUAUACGUCCGUGGAUUGAGACACUUCAUUGUAGCUGUCACACGUUUGUGUUGGUCCAUCCAUGUGAUAAAAACUGGCUGCUGAG
Molecule: messenger RNA, 2278 nt
Organism: Sebastes umbrosus (honeycomb rockfish)
Lineage: Eukaryota; Metazoa; Chordata; Actinopteri; Perciformes; Sebastidae
Product: CCN family member 1-like
Exons: 6
Coding region: 155-1294 (379 amino acids)
Biological process (GO): signal transduction
Cellular component (GO): extracellular region
Molecular function (GO): protein binding
Source: RefSeq, a predicted model, not a curated record